Molecule: messenger RNA, 1198 nt
Organism: Gadus macrocephalus (Pacific cod)
Lineage: Eukaryota; Metazoa; Chordata; Actinopteri; Gadiformes; Gadidae
Product: phospholipase A2-like
Exons: 4
Coding region: 47-502 (151 amino acids)
Biological process (GO): lipid catabolic process; phospholipid metabolic process; arachidonate secretion
Molecular function (GO): calcium ion binding; phospholipid binding
Source: RefSeq, a predicted model, not a curated record
AAUAUGGACCAAGUUGCAGCAGGAAUAUUGCUUAUUAAUUCGCAACAUGAAGGCGUCUCACGUUGUUCUCGUCUUGGCCGUCUGUCUUCCAGUCUUGCUAGCCUCACGCAGCAAGAGAUCCCUAUGGGGGCUCAGGUCCCAGAUUGAGUGCACCAUGCCUCACAUCUGGCCCCUCAUUCACUUUGGUGACUAUGGAUGCUACUGUGGCAAGGGAGGCUCUGGAAUACCUGUUGAUGCCCUCGACACAUGCUGCCAAACUCACGACUAUUGCUACGAUGCUGCCAUGGUUGAUAAGGCGUGCACGGCCUACCUGGAUAACCCGUACACGCAUGGCUACCAGCAAACAUGUGACAAGAGCACCAAGACCGUGACCUGUCUCAGUUCCAAUGACAAAUGUCAGAUGUUCAUCUGUGAGUGUGACAAGAAGGCAGCCAUGUGUUUCUCCCAGGCAAAAUACAUCCCAGCUCACGACCACUACAACCAGGAGCUCUGCAGUAAAUAAAAUGAAUACGACCAGGAGCUCUGUAGUAAAUAAGAUGAUCAGGCCCAGGAGCUCUGUAGUAAAUAAGAUGACUAGGACCAGGAGCUCUGUAGUAAAUAACAUUAUUAGGACCGGAAGCUCUGAAGGAAACAACCACAACCUCUGAUCACCCUUUGAGGACACACCUAAUACAUCCAUCGAACACACACACAGUGGGCGAGAAGAUGUUUAGGUGUUCAUUUAUGAAAUUAUUUGUCAAUAAAAUAAUUAAACAGAACUGUCUGUUCGAUUCUUAUUGUUCCUCAUGAAGACACCUUGUUAUUGUUGUUGUAGGUUAUGUGAUAAAUAAGGAGAUGGUGUUUGUUGUUGCACUUCUAGUGUUGGCCUUGCGGGGUUAGCGUGCACGGGGGCAGCUCAGAUCUGUGAUUCUUGGCUAAAUGACAGCUGGCCUGUGCUGAACUGCAGCACUGUGGCUGCUCCUGUGGGAAGGCGGGGCUCUGGCUCACCUGUUGACGAGCAGGUGUUUAAGCGAACCACAGCCGGGGUUUGGGGACAACUUGAGGCAACUUGAACGUAAAAAAAUGAUUUGCCGGGUGAUAUGUCACAAUGCAUUUUGUAAAAGGAUGUUAAAAAACAAAUGCAAAAUAGUAUUGUUGAUGUUUCUACAGCUUUUCUUGAUUUGGAAAGAAAAUGUUCAAAUACACCCUGUUGGACAAU